GGCGCUUUCUCUUAGGAACCGGAAAAGCGCGUGUGGCUGACGUUGAAACGGGAGCGAACGGUUUCUCCUCGAGGACCACUUGAACAGCUGUUCGCCAACCACCCAUUACCGCCAGGUGUAUAAUAUAUCCUCUCCAAAAUGAUCCAUGCAAUUACACUUCUUACGACUGUUGUCAUUGCACAGGCCAGUUUGUACAUACCACCAAUGAAGGAACACUAUCUCUCCGAUGCACUUUUUCGAGACCUGAUCGACCAAAUGGGGAAUGAGCUUGUAGAUGCGGCAGACACGUAUUUAAAAUACCAAGACGGUCCUCGAAUCCCUGGUGAAUACGGGAAAGCCGAGGAAAUUCCUAUGGAAAUGCCUUUAGACUAUGACGGGUUGGAUACGCAUAAUCCAAAUCCCAGUAUUCGAGAUCAAGAGUACUUACAGCAUAGCUCACUGUGGAGUCACCAAAGAAUGGAAAAUGGAGGAAUGGGCCAGGAUCGUCACAGAAUACAACCAGGAGGAUUGACGGGUAUUAAAGAUGAAAAAACGGAAAAUAAUUUGCCAGCUUACUGUACUCCGCCGAAUCCUUGUCCAAUAGGAUAUACCAGUGAAAAUAAUUGUAUUGUAAAUUUCGAAAAUACUGCGGUAUUCAGCCGAAAUUAUCAACGUGCUCAAGAUUGCAUGUGUGACGCUGAGCACAUGUUAGAUUGCACCAAAGGACCUGAAAAUAACAAUGCAUUACCAAAUAUGCGCAUCUCGCAUUCAGAUUUUGAUCAAAUCGUCAAGCAAUUUCAGGAAGCCAACCCAUACUUCCGAGGAGAAAAACUACCCAUUGCUGCAAAGAAAGGCAUCAAUGUCGGCUAUUAAUUUCCUAAUAGCAACAUCUUCCCAAAGGAAAAAGUUCAAUACCUGUACUAAUUAUAUUACAGUAUUAAAGCAUAAGUGAAAGUGAAAUUACUGAUACUAAAAUAAAGCAGCUUUAAAGGGGGUGUGGUUGGAAGAUUGCACUCUUUAUAUAUUUUUGUUUAUUAAUAGACAAUAUUCUAUCAAAGCAAAGCACGCGUUACAUUCUAUUUUUUUUUUUUUUCAAAAAUCAAGUGUAACUAUGCUGCAUUUAAUGAUAUGUUAUUCAAAUAUGUGAUGUGAAGUGAGAAUUAAAUAACUCGGUCAUAAAUCA
Molecule: messenger RNA, 1162 nt
Organism: Orussus abietinus
Lineage: Eukaryota; Metazoa; Arthropoda; Insecta; Hymenoptera; Orussidae
Gene: 7B2
Product: neuroendocrine protein 7B2
Exons: 5
Coding region: 139-852 (237 amino acids)
Biological process (GO): neuropeptide signaling pathway; regulation of hormone secretion
Cellular component (GO): secretory granule
Molecular function (GO): enzyme regulator activity
Source: RefSeq, a predicted model, not a curated record